AUGGCUGCCGCAAUGGACGACAGGAAUCGAUCAUUAAAACAGGCCCUCAUAGAUAGCCUGACAGCCAUCCUGUCGCCAGAUCAACAAUCUAGACAGAUGGCUGAAGAACAGCUCAAGGUUCUCGAGGUCACGGAAGGUAGGAUAUGUGAGUUGCUUUAAAUUCACCAGGAACGCUGUGCUCUCCUAAACAUCAAAAUGAAAAACCGUGCUAGUAGAUGUACAUUUCACGGAAUGCUCACUUGUGUGCUAAACGGAUACUUUGAGCUCAGCUGGGUUAGUGAUUGCCAUUUAGAAGUAAUAAGCUACGUAUUCUGACCGUUCUUAGGCUCUCAUGUGUAUUUCUCUUCAUGCAAAUCAAUGAAAAAACUUUCAAGAAAGCUGAAGUAAAAAACUUAAGUUUGCAAGCAAACUUUCUGAAAUAAGCUCUGAAUGGUUUCUCGAGCCGCCGUUUGCGUGGAAAUCAGUCUACAGAACUCGGAUUUUUUGCGUUUUACCACCAAACCCUAAAUAGAUUGGUAAUUUUGCUGUCAAUUUCAAAUUAACAUAUGCACAGUGUAUUAGGACAGUAAGUGCAUAAGUUUCUUAUGUAGCAGUUAUUGCAUAGUAUGCUUGAUGUAUGCAAAUGCGUUGCGUUUUUCGUUCAGUGAAAAAACUAUUGAGUGGCUUGAAAUGUUGUUCAUUUUGUUCCAUCUUCUAUUAGUGGCACCAUUGGGGGUCUGGUAGCUUCCUUUUCAGUGACUUUGGAUUACUGUUUUCAAUUGCUUUCUAUAGUUGGGCAGAAUCCUCAAUAUUUCAAGGCAAACCUCAAAAAGUAUCCUUCUUUACUUUAAUCCCACAUGUGGUGCUUUUGAUACUGCUGGUGCCAGCACUAUGCAUAAUGCUUCUUACAUCUUCUCCUAGUUAGUUCAGGUUUUAGAGCGCAAAACUGCUGUGUGGGAGGGCUAAGGUUUAAGCCCUGGAGGGGACCAAUACUCAGGGUUUUAAAAUAGCUGAGAACAAUGUGUUGCCUUUGUUAUGACAUUUGCAAAUGGUUAGAUGUUGUAGUCUUCUUGCAUUAGGAUGAUAAAUUGUAGGCUCCUUCACCUGCAUCUUCUUGGUACUGGUUAGCUGGUGAUGUUAGAGAACCCUAGCAUUUCUCACAAAGAUGAAGGAACAUAGCUCUGGGUGUUGUGAUCUGGAAAUGUUUCCAGAAACUCCAGGCACCUUCUAAACUUCUUUUGAAAAAAUGUAAACUGCUUGAUGCAGUUUGGCCAAAGUGGCAGGAAAAGUGUUGUAAGGUCUGUUAGAGAAAAUUAACAUGAGAAUAUGCUCUAUAAAUUCACUAUCAUCAUCCUAUGAAUUCAUUGUAAUCAAUGCCCAGCACAGCAACAAGUUAUUUGUGGCAAAAACUCAGAUCUUUACAUGAGGAGUUCUCACACUAAUGGUUUAAGUUUAGAAACUUUUUCAACUUACUUGUGAAACAUUUUCUCCUAAGAAAAACCUAGAUUUAUAUAACAUAAAAGAUUCAUAUAAUGCUGUUGAAAAAAAUCAACUAAAAAUUUGAGGCUUCAGAAAUACCCCCUAUUUAGGGAAAACUUCCUAAUCUGGUGGUGAAAUUUGGACUUCAUGAUUAAUUAAUCCUUCUGUUUUAGUUUUUAUGACCAGAUUCAUAUUGAUAUUGUAAUGAUCAACGUUCCUGUGAAAACUACCAUAUAAUCUUUUCCUCUCCCCCUCCCAUAUCAGAUGGUCUUCAAAACCUCUCCUCACUGAUCAAGAAAUUGAAGUCUUGCUUAUCUGUUCUCUUCAUUAUUUUACAUGUGCAGCAUCCCUACCCUUCUUACAACUCCUCAUAGUUUGGCAGAUGGGAGACACUUGCUGAUCAAAGUUUUAACUUUACUUCAUAAUUUUCAGAAUUUGGUGUCCAUUUAGCAGAACUCACAGUUGACAGAGAGGGAGCCCUUGCUAUCAGACAAGUCAGUGACAGCAUUUUUCAAAAUAAUAAGUAAUAGCAGAUAGAUUUUACAAUUUAAUUAAAGUAUUUUGUGGGUUAAUUACAGUUAAGUCAGCUUAAAAACCAGAAGGCUCAUCUUGUAGAUUUAAUAGAGAACUCUUUUCACUUCCCACCUCUUGAGUUGGGAGAAAUGCUCUAUACUCUCAUAAAGCAAACUACCAUAAGUCAAUCAGAAUCCUUGGUAGUGUGGUUGAAAUAAUCUGAUUGGUUGAACAAGAAAGCUGUCAAAAAUGUCAAACCAUCAAAGUUCACAAUCUGCCAUAAUUCACAAACUGAAAUAGUUUGGCAGUUUGAAUUUAACACUUUUGCCUAAAGAUUUUUAGUCUCAACAUGGAUUCUGAAAGUGAAAUGUUCUGCAAAAUCUGGCCAAAUUGUGGCUUAUAAAACACAACAGUUUUUUCACAUGACAAUUAGACAACAAAUUGCCUAAGGCCCAUGUUUUAUGAAUGAACGACAGCUAAAUUCAAAGGAAGAUGAAGCUUGCUUGGGAUGACAGCACCAUAAAACUUGGCUGCUGUGACUGAUGUGGCUGUCCACUCAAUACAUUGGAAAGGAUAUCUGACAAAGCUCUUGGUUGUUCACUCAAAUUAUGGCCAAGGCUUGUUGAGGCUUGCCUCACUGUGAUGACCGUAGAUCAUCGCAAUGAGCUACUAGUUAUGGACCAUAGCAUGAUGGUGGUCGCUCUGAGACUCAUGGUUUGCAUGAAUUAUAACAGUUAUGCCAGUUUGGCUAUAUUUUUCAUCAUUCAUGUUUUGUUCUGUUUUGUUUUUCAACAUGAAACUUUAUAUAUAUUAUGCAAGAGUUGGCUGUGUUUGAUUCUUAUACUGUAGGUAUGCUUACAAUCUAACUGAGCAUGAAUACCUUGAAAACUUGGGCUUGGCUUAACCUCAAUUACAGGGCUUGGCAUGUUUACAAACCUUUGUUUGGUUCUACUUGUGCUAAUUGGCAGCUCACUUGUUCUGAACUUUCACUUUCAGUUAACGAAAAAAAGCUAGUCUAAGAGAAAAGUUCAGGAAAUGGUUGGACAUAGUAAUAAUUGGCAGAAGGUGUGACGGCUUUAGCUCAGCUCCAUGCUUGGGACUCUGAUAGAGCUUGCUCUGUCAACCAAUGACAGCAUGCUUUAUAUCCAAACUUCAUAUCCAAACUACUUGGAUUGUAUGAUAGUAUCAGGUUUCCCACAGACAGCUUCUAGAUCCAAUUUAUGAUUCUUUGUCAGGUGAAAAGCAUUGAUAAAGUUACACGUACAUGUAAAUGUUGCGUGUUCGAACAAAACUGAUAACCUUGUCUGAGCUUACUGGAUUGGUCAGUUUUUUCUUAUAAGUUCACUAAAGGAUGAAUCUGCACCAAUUUGAUGUUACCACUAUUUCUUUUAACUGUUUCCAUCAAGCUUACAUGAAUAUUAAGUUUGACUGAAGAACAGUCUUGUUUAUUUAGUGUAACAUAGAGUAAGAAAUUUGAUGUUUUCUUUGAACAUAAAUCAUUUUCAGCUUGCCUCAGUCAUUCUAAAGCAGUAUGUUGAAGCCCACUGGAAUAGCAGUGCUGAGAAAUUUAGACCUCCUGAGACUACAGAUGCUGUAAGUACAUUUUUAGUAUACUUCAAGUCUUACAGUGGUAAAUGUAAAUCAUCUCUGUGGAGCAAUUUAAUGAGUUUUCUUUUUCAAUUUCCAUAUACAGAUAUAUGGCUAUUUUCAUUUUUUUUAACCCUUUAAAUACCCUAAAGGGAGAAGUUUCUCCUAUGAGAUAGAGUUUCUUCUUAAAAAUGUCAAUUAGGAGUAGUAUAACAGUCCUCUCCACAUGUUCAGUGGAGAGGAGGCAACCAUAAGGUGUAUAUAAGGGUAAUUUAGUGUUAUCAACAGAGUUUAAAAGCCAAUGUUUUAAGCGCUAGGCCUUUGUCAGAGUGAUUUGGAAAGGCUAAUGCUCAAACCAUCAGCUUUUAAACUCUUUACUGUGGCUAAUUUAAGUUAUCAACUCAGUUCAUGAUACUGAAUUAUCCUGCUGUACUCUCCCACCAACACAGUACCACAAUUUUUUUAGAAACUUACUCCCUUAUUCAUAAGUACCGACAUAGUCAAUGGUCUUUUAUUUUAGUGACAUUAUUACCAUUCUCUCAUACAUUACUAAUUAUCAAAGGUUACAGAGAUAUUCUCUUUUCAUUUUAUUUUAGGCCAAGGAAGAGAUUCGUCGUCUUUUACCAGGAGGUCUACAGGAAUCAAUCAGUAAAGUCAGGUCAAGUGUGGUAAGUUGUUUUCAUGUUGAAAGGGUAACCCAUUGUGAGAGGUUAUUCUUGGCAUCUCUCAUGAUCAACUUAGUGUGGAAGGUUUUUUCCCCCAUCAUGGCCUGGGGGAAAACUCAAGUUCUAGAAGCAGUUACUUGUGUGUGACUGUUUUUACCAGAUGACACCAUGAGUUACCAGUUACACUAUGAGUUACACUGAGAGAGCAGGUUCAAGAGAGAAAAUGACCUUGAGACUUGCAAAGACCUAACUCUCAAUGUACUUUUGAAAGUUUAAAAAUCUCUUACUCCAUAGGAAAAAAAAGCAGUAGUAGAUUCACAGUCUUCUAAUUAUAUUUGUACAUCUGUAAGUCUUCCUCAAUACUUGUAGAUUUAUACUUAUUUGCACUAUAUAUUUUCAGGCAUAUGCAAUCUCUGCCAUAGCAUAUUGGGAUUGGCCAGAAGCUUGGCCACAUUUGUUUGGGAAUCUGAUGCAAGCAUUGACAAGUGGGGAUGGCAAUUUGGUUCAUGGAGCCAUGAGAGUUUUAACAGGUGUGAAAAACUGUACUUCACUAAAGCUUAUGAGGGGUGAAGGAACAGCUACUGGAAAAUGGAAGCUUUUGAAGUGGUGUCCUUCCAACUUGUUCAAACAAUGGUUAACACUUUCACUACAAGAUUUUAAUAUCCAUUUUCCCCACUGUUUACCAGACAUUAUUUUCUUAUAACUUUUUCACUUCUCAUCACCUUUCUGCUGGAUAUUGUAUGGAUAUUGUUAGGAGAAAUUCGUCUUUGGUCACACCUGGGAAUGAAAAGGUUAGAAAAACCCAAGGUCAACUGCCCCUUAUGUCUAAGGAAAUGUGCAUUGUGAAGUAGGAGACUGUAAUAUGAGAGUUAGGAAAGUUUACAUUGUAGAACUGAUUUUGAAAUAGAGAGAAAUGCUUAUUUGUAAUGCACUUGCAUAAUUGUGGAUGUUUGUUGUAAGUAUUAUUGUUUAGCCUGUUAAGGGUUUCUAUUAAGUCUCACUUAUUUCUGAGUAGCAGUGUAAAGUGUUUGUGAAUCUAUCCUCAGAGUUCUGCCGUGAGGUGACAGACACACAGAUGCCUCAUGUUGCACCUGUGAUCCUGCCUGAAAUGUACAAGAUAUUCAUUCAUGCAGAGGUAUGUUGGUGGAAAUUGUGCACUGUCUGUUCAAAUAAAGCUGAAGAUUGAAAUUUUGUUGAGGUCUACAUACCUGUAUCAACCUCUCAACAUGGUGUGGUGUGGUCAUUUGUGUUUCAAUCUUUUUUGUAGAAGUACAGUAUCAGAACAAGAUCCCGUGCUGCAGACAUAUUUAAUACUUGUGCAUCACUAAUCUGUGCAAUGGAAGAAGAUGCAAUGGUGAGAUCAUUUGUCACUUUAGGAAAUUGGGUUUAAGAUUAUUCUUUUUUUUUUUGCCUUCUUGUGGGAUUUUAAACGGAAUGCUGGUUACCAGAAUUUCACUUGUUAAUUUUAAAUUGAUUUAUUCUUAUUUGUGAAUGAAAUUUAACCACUACUCUUGGUCAGACUCUUCCUCUCCUAAAGGAAGUAAGUCUAUUACAUAGGACCAUUCCAUCGUUGUUUCCCCAUUAUUUUUGCCAAAAUAUACAAGGGGAAAAAUAAAUUACUCAAUUGGCUAUAGGUAUUCCUUUUUUGGGGGGGGGGGUGAAGAGUGGCAUUAGGUAAUUUUGAGAUCUUGGAAUCAUCCAGAUUUUUUAAUGAACCCAAAUUUGGUUACUGGGAGUAGGGAGGGGUUCUUGGGAAACCCUUUUUGGGUAGGGGUGGGGGGUAGGCAGAUAGUUUGUUCCUGUUGUUGUCAGAAGAGGUUCAAUUUCUACUUGACAUGAAUGUGUAUUGAUUUACCAGAGUGUGUUGAGCACUAAAUUUUCUUACCUCUGGUAAUGCUUUGGUAUUUAUUGUGAUAUGGAAGCAGUCAGACUAAAAGUUUUGCAUGCAAGCAGUGGUAUUGCAAUUUUGUUUGUUAUUCAUUUUAGAAGUUGGUCAAUAUUUUUAACAAGUUCUCAUUACAGGGUAUUGCCAAGGAUGUCCUCUUUCCUCUUGUUCCACAAUUCACCCAAGCAUUUGUUGAAGUUCUGGCAAUGUCUGAUAGUCCCACAGUUGAUUGUGGCUUGAAGAUGGAAGUGCUUAAAGUUAGUUUUUAACCAGUCUGUUUUGAUAUUGAAAACUUUCUUCUGUGUUCAUUGAAUGGAUUGCUUGCUUAUUCCUUGUUUCAAGGCAUCCUGGCUUCCUUUUGUAAUUACACAAUACAUAAUGCCUUUGGCUGUGAGUGAAUGUGAGAGUGUAGGCCUGCAAUGCAUGCAUGAAUUGAAAUUUAUUGUUAAUAUCAUAUUAUUGUCUUAUGCCAUGCAUACUUGGUGAAAUGGAUAAACCUUCCCCUUAUGAGCUAAGAAGGUCAAAUGUUAGAGUCAUGGCAGCAUCAAUCUUCUUUUGUCUUUUUGGUUUUGUUCUUUUAUUUCCUUUUUCGUUUUUUUUCUUUUCAAAAUUUACAUUCUUCUUCAAAAGCAUAUCCAUCCAGAAAGUCACCAUUUUUUGUGCAGUUAUUGACAUUCAACAAUUCAAUUACUGAAGCAUGGCUUUUUUAUUUUCUUUUCCUGCCCAGAAAAUGACACACAUCAAUCCUAAAGAUGCCAAUUCCAGGAAGUGCAUAAAAGAUUCUGAAUUCCCAUUUCCUUUCUUUUUGUCAAUUAGGCAUUAACAACACUGGUUAAGAACUACACCAAACAAAUGGCACCACACUUAAUGCAGAUUCUUCCUCACAUGUGGAAUACAUUGACUCAGAGUGCUGAUCGAUAUGUCCGCACAGUUGUAAAUUACACUGAUGAUGCAGAUGACCCUGUGGAUUCUGAUGGUGAGUUAAUUCUACAAUUGAUUGAAAAACAAUUAUUGCGCUGAAAGAAAAUCAGUUUGUGCAACAUUACAUCUUCUUACAAUCACCACUUUUUCUUUUCUCGUAUUUCAGGAGAAGUGUUGGGAUUUGAGAAUCUUGUUUUCAGUGUUUUUGAGUUUAUCCAUGGACUUAUAGAAACACCAAAAUUCAAGAAAACCGUCAAGAAGUUUUUAGAUGAACUUAUUUAUUUCUUGGUGUUGUACAUGCAAAUCACAGAGGAGCAGGUGGGUUUUGUUUUUCGUUGUUUCUUUUUUUUCAGCCUAUUAUCUCUCGUGUAUAUUGCACUCACAUUUCCAUCAAACGGUAGCUUUCAGAUACUUGGCUCAUUGACCAAACAAUAAAUUUUUUCGCUGUUAUUUUACGUACAGGUUCAAGUGUGGACAUCUAAUCCUAAUCAAUUUGUUGAAGAUGAGGACGAUGAUACAUUUUCGUUUUCUGUUCGCAUUGCGGCUCAAGAUGUUCUCUUGGUAAGUGAAUGGAACAGCUUCGACCUUCAAUUCACACCUUUAGUAUUAGUACGCACGCCGUUUUCUUAUGGGGCUCACUUAUUAUAUUGCAAUUGGCUGAUCGUCUGUAAUUUACCUGCACAUCACACUAAAUUGCAUUGGAUUCAAAUACACCCAUUUGUGUGGUUGAAGCGCGUAAAUUGGAUGCAGUCACGAAACACAAGCGCGUCAGUAUGCGCUUGUAAUAAUUUUAUAAACGUGUCCAGGUCUGUAUGGGUCACGCGCGUUUUUUGCCCGCGUGAGGAUUAACCAGGGGUCUGGCACAAAUAACUAUUGGUGCCGGACCCUUUGCCGACCUCUCGCCGGCUCGUGUUGCCCAAGGCCUCGUACUUUCCGGCGGGCAAACAGACGAAACGCUGACAAUGAGGGUGUGCCCGUAGGCGCGAGUCAACACCUACCCCCCAAUUACCCUCGGCCUUUGUGCAGCUAAUUCUAUCGUUGAGUGAUUUCGAGGAAUUGUAACAAAUUUUUGCAUAGUCUUCAUUUGAUAUUUUGUAGGCAGUUGCUGCUGACUUUAAAAAUGAAAGUGCAGUCGCAUUGACAAAAGCACUCAACAGACAUUUACAGGAAUCAAAUGAACGAAAAAGCAAAGGAGAUGUUAAUUGGUAAGUGAGACGAAGUUUAGCCGAGUCAAGUUUUCUGUGUGUUCCUCUUACCUCGAAUGGUGGUUGUGAAUAAAAGACAGUCAUGGCUUACUAUAAUGCCCAAGUUUUAGCGUAGCUUCAGUGCGCACAAGCGGAGGCUCUUUACCCUAAGAAAACAUGAUUACCAAGAAUAUGCUGGAGAAUUUGUUGUCAUGAGAUGCGUCUGACUCUUACGAAUUUCUGAUUGACUGACUGGCUAAAAGACAGUUCUGACGUACCACAAUACCUUAGUCUUAGCGUAGCUUGAGUGCAUUCAAGCGGAGCCUCUACACUUAGGAAAAUCUAUUAAACUGGGAAAUUUGUGGUCACGAAAUGCGUUUGACCGUCGUUACAGAUUUCUGACCGAUAGGAAAAUAAUGGCCCUUGAGAUUGCUCCGUCGCUAAAAAUUACCCAUUAAAGCUCCUUUUUUGGGUUUGCUUAAAUCCAUUUGUUAUAAAAUUUAUUCUCUAUUUCAGGUGGAAAACACACGAGUCGUGCAUGUUGGCAAUGGGUUGUAUUAAAUCACUUAUUAUUGACAAAGUCUCCAAUGGCAAAGUGUCUAUAGAUAUGGCGUCAUUUCUGACCCAGGUUGUGCUAACAGACCUCCAAGAAUCAGGUAAAUACUUGAUUUAUUUUGAGAAGCGAGACUGUUAAAAGAGAAUUUAUGCGAUUUGGAUGAUAAAAAGCAAUUGAUAUCGAAAAAUAGGUUAUGGUUUGUCAUCGUGGUAAAUAACACAUUCAAAAGAGAAGUAUAAUCGUUUGUCUCAUGAUAUGGUCACUGUGGAUGUGGAUCGCAACGUUUCGACUACAUACUGCUAGUCCUCUUCAGGCGAUUAAAACUUCUCUUUUGAAAGUAAAUUGCAAUUAAAUGCAUUUUCAAUUCUUUGCACCCUACCAAAUUACCUAAGAACUUGGAAAAAGCUGUGGCAACCGAAAUUGAACUUUGAAAUUUGCAAGAGUAACAACUACUUUAUCUCUAAAAUGUGCCAUACUCCCACUCCCUCAUAUUCAAAGUAUUAUCAAGGUGUUACGUCAUACGUUGUAGUUAAGACCACAAAGCAACGCCGACCAACUUUGAUUCUGAGGUGGAAAGGGGUAAAGUUACAAAAAUAUUUUUGGCGUGGAAAAUGUUGCAGUGAUAAUUAAAUGAAAUGGCUCACAGAACAUGAUGCAACAAAGGCAACUAAUUCCCAAAUCACUUUCGAGUAGGUAUCUACGAGAAAACAGCUUAGUUUUUUUUUUUUUUUUUUUUUGAGUUCUUGAAACUCCCUGGCUUCUCACGAGUUUUGAGAAGCCACCAAAAAUUUCUUGCUGCCAAAAAUGCACGGACGGAGGUUUGGGGUCCUUCAAUAAGUAAAGCCGAAGCAAAAAUUUGAAAUAUACUCUAUAAAGGAAGGAUGAACUUGUUUUUAAAGAAAAAUUUUUAAUGGAAGUGUUUUCUUCCUGUUAUCUUUCAGUAUCGCCUUUCCUCAUCGGUCAAGCGUUAUGGGUGGCAAGUCGUUUUACUCCUCUAAUGUCUCAAGAACUUUUAACAAGGUAAGAUGACUAAUGCAGAGUAAAUUUCUCUAAAGAAUUGACGUUUUUUGUCAGAAUCUUCUUGAGCUCAGUGACAUUAAUUUUCUAAGCAUCCAAAGUAUUACCUCAGAACAUUAGCAGCUCAUAGACUAAUAGGCUUACUCUACAAUGAUAAAACUAAAAACAAUUUUCAUUUCAAUGUUUUGUGUGCGAGGUUCCCUCUCUUUUGAUAUUACAAGUCGUAUAUCUUUGAGCUCUGAACCCGUUAACAUUUCUCAUGUUUAGCUUCAUCGAAGCAUCCGUCACGGGUCUUCAGUCAGCACAGUUACCUGCAGUUAGAAUAUCAGCUGUUAGAGCUAUUUACGAGUAAGUAAACCAUUUUUUUUUCUUUUUGAUUUAUCAUUCUUUUAUUGAAGUCAAGAAAUCGUUGGUUAGUGUCGACAAACACCACUAACGUAAAAAAGGCGAGGAGGCUAGAGAAUACCAGUCAUAUGCCCCCAAAAACUUGCUUUCAGAAAGUCAUGACCCAAGAUGCAGAAUUCUAAACUGGGAUGAUUUUUUUAUCACACUAAAGGGCCAAAAUGCAAAUUAGCUUUUUGAACUUUACCCUAACUUAGUGUUAAAAGAAGAGCCAAUAAAAUACUAACCACUGAGAUGUUUCUUUUAACACUUAACUACCAAGAUCUGAUUGUUAAUUCUCCCUUCUAGCUGAUACAGAUUUCCUUGUAAAUUAGUUAUGAGAACUUGGUGUUAGAUCAAGAUAACAACUUCUACCUGAUACGUUUGAGUAUUCUCAUUACCUAUUUGCUGGACUAAGUAUGGAUAUUAUAGGGAGAACUUACAUGUUUAUCACUUCUGAGAGUUAAAGGGUUAAGUUUUGACGUCGUUUGUCGUCAAGUAGUCUUGUAGCCUUGUUUGUUAUAGACUGAAUUUUUGUGAAUUUUUGCAGAUUCUGUGCCCAUCUUAAGAUGUCAAAUAAUACUCAGAUCCUAACGCCUUACCUUAUCAAGAUCAUGGAAGGGCUACUAACCAUGGCGACUCAAACGACAGACGAUGUGCUGGCUCUCGUUCUCGAGUCUCUUAGAAUAGUCAUGUCGGUAAGAUGAUGGCUCAGGUCUGUUUUGUUGAAGCGAUUUUCUGUUGGGUGUCGAAAGUAGUUGGGAAUCGUAUUGUUCAUGCUUCACUGCGGUUUGUGAUUGGUUUCUAAAAUUUGCCACACCCUCUCGACCAAUCAGAUCUAGAUCUAAAACAAGACGCGACUUGGUUAAUUGCCUUUUCUAGCGUUUUGUAGCUUAUGUGUUGCCGAACCCUCCCAUCCCCAAAGGAGUUUCUCCUGGGGGGGAGGGUACGGCUACAUGUAGGCGAGCGUUUUGGAGUCCUUAUUGGCGGCACUUUGUGAUUUGUUCUUCUAUUUUGAUUGGCUGUCAAUAGUUGUCGACGCUAAGCAUCUGUCAUUAGUGAUGAAUACUGCUUGCUUUCAGGUUAACAAGGAAUUUACAACGUCUUGUGAAGGAAAAAUAACACCGCUGACGAUAGCGCUCUUUAUUAAGUAUGCUCACGGUAAGUGUGAGUGAUAAUGGAAAAAUUGAAAACAGAAAACUAAGUUCUCACACCUUAAGUUAUCUCACCAGUCAAAGAUGCUCGCAUGAGAUUUUGCUUUGACUUGUUAUCAAUUGGUACUUGUUUCUCAAAAGUAUGAUGAUAUUAUAACUACAUUAUAAUCACAUAAAACUAUUGAAAUUUUGCGAAAGGAAUGCUGUUCCCAGGAUUUUUCUGUACACAACGUAAUAUUUACACAGCUAUUCAGGCGAAGCUCUGCACACAAUAAGUCCCAAGACUACAAACGCCCCUUCGUGUCCUGUGUUGAGAGUCAAUCCAGCAAAUACCCCGCCACUUCGGUGUUAACUGUGUCUUUGUUUUCAGAUGCUGCUCUUAUUCCGUUGAUAGAGGACUUAUUCAAAGAACUUGCCAUGAUAGAGGCUUGUAACAAGGUAAUUCUUUUACUUCCAUAAAAGCUUCAAAUUUAACAGCCAGGUUCCAAGUCGGGGAAAAAAGCGCAAGGACUGUUAGGGAGUGUGACCUAAAUGGGCUGCGACCUGCACAAAGAAGGCGGAGCCUACCAACACUCAAAUGUAGACGAAUCCUCCAAUAUCUGACAGGAAAUCGAACAAAGCCGCUGGAAAUACGAAGGAUCUGACCGGAAUCAUACGGAACUGUGCAAAAUAAGACAACUCCCUUCGAUAUCAGACGAAGUCAGACCUAAAUGUCUGAUUUCAGACGGCACCGUCCGACAUCGAACAGAAAUGUCUGAAAUCAGAAGUAACCUUUAGAAAUUAGACAGAACUAUCCAAAAUCAGACGAAACCGUUCGAAAUCAGACGGAACGGUCUGAAUCAGACGAAACUGUCCGUAAAUAAGACGAAAUGAUCCGAAAUCAGAUGAAACCGUACGAAGUCAAACGUAACUGCCCGAAAUCAGACAGAACUGUUCGAGAAAGGGAGGAAAACAUCCGACAUUAAACGAAAUCAUCCGAACGAGGACCGAACAGGAGUCCUUUUAUGCUUGACGUAGUUCUCCUGCUAUUUCUUUGAAUCUUUACUUGUUUACUCCUCUGUUCAUUCUUAACAAAGUUCUCUCUCUUUUUUUCUUUUCUAGCUUUUACAACAGAGGUUUUUGCCGACUGUAAUAAGUAUUUUUCAAGCACCGCCAGAAAAGACACCUUUAGGAAUAAAUGCUGUAAGUUGAAAACACAGAAGCAUUUAAAGUUAAGAACAAGCUCGAACGAAUUUUAGAUAUUGUUUUGUAGUAUUUCGACAGCUUUCUUGUUUUCAUUUUUCUCCCUUGAUCCUGAAUGCUCCCUUCUUACAGGAAAAACGAAAACAUAUCCGCCAUGUUUUCAUUUUUCCUGCGUGUAAAAAUCGAUUAACCCUUCAAACCCUAAGAGUGACCAGCAUCUUAUUUCUCCUUACAGUUAUACUGCUGAAUCAUUCACGACGAUCAUGACAAUAAAGGACAUGAUCGCCGACCUUAGAAGCUUUGAUUGUUAAACAAAUUCUCCUAGUCAGCACCUUAGUAAAUGUGUAGAUAACAGUAUGGAGAAUAUGCAUGCCGAUGUAAGAGGUAAAAGGUUACGAAACCAAAGAAAAAAGUUCCACGCCUGUGAUCGUACGUUGCGCCUACCAUUCAUGUAACUCAAUGUCGGUUAAAUGUAUUUCUUUAACCUGUUGAAUUUCCACCUGUCGCUUGAUGUCACUCGUCCGUAUUUACUUCUUUGCAGGUCUGUAUGGAUAUCCUAUGUAACAUCAUUCGGUGCACACAGCCUCCCCUUUCCGAUCUGCUACUGAACUCUGUGUUUCCUGUCGUUGUCAAAACAAUACUCGGCUCUGAUGACAAUGCGGUGUUGCAGGUAAUUUAGACACCACUUUUAUUGCUCAAAGAACGUUGGUGUGUUUGCACACGGUUCGCACUUCAUUAAAGAAUAUAACCUUAGCUAGUUGCAAUCCUUAUCAAUAUUCUGUAUCUGGAACAGUUUUAGUGUCUUUUUCGGUUUCCUCUAGCCUCGUAGGUGUUUUUUUUUUUACCCUGGCAAAUAAAUAUGUAGGGUUUUUAAAAAUUAACCUUCAUUUUCAGAGACACAAAAACAACUCAGAUUAUUAUUAUGUGACGUAGCUUCAUUAACGAUGAUUAAUCAAGAAUGAAUAAUUUUUCGCUACGAGGUGAAUAGCCUCUCCCAAUUCUUACACGCCUGCCUCUCCCCAUUCUUACGAGCUUGCCUCUCCCCAUUCUCACAAGCCUGCCUAUCCCCAUUCUUACGAGCUUGCCUCUCCCCAUUCUCAUAAGCUUGCCUCUCCCCAUUCUCACAAGCUUGCCUCUCCCCAUUCUUACAAGAUUGUCCUUACGUUGGUCUUUUGAUAAAGUUUUCAAAAUGACAGCAUAUCUAAGUUUCUCUCGGACACAGUCUGUUCGUCAGAAACGAAAAGAUCUGCAUACUUGUAUUUACACUUUGAACUCGCCAGUCGAGACGUUCGGGUUCGGAUCGUAGCCCUUUUCAUUUUGUUGUGUCCUUACGUCAUACAAGAUACUGAGGUUGGGGGGGGGGUUGGCUUCUGAUUUACAAGAAAAUCCGACAGAAAGCCUAAAAGGUGACCUUUUAUAACAACAGUAUUAUUAUAACGAGGAAUCGUACUAUUCAAAAACUCAGUUCCCUUUGGUUUGAAUCAUUUUUGCCUGAGUGCUGACUAAGAGUUUGAAUAUCCUCGUUUUUAUUCUAGGGAGGCGGACAGUGCCUUCGUGCAUUUGUCUACGUAUCUCCUGAGCAGAUGAGUGCUUGGUGAGUAACCAUCACCCUCUCAUUUUUCCUUGAAAAUUACAUUCCCUACAGUGAUGAACGCAACUGUAGUGAGUUUUUUUUACAGACAUUCUCGUUGGUAGAGACCUUCCUAUAACGAUCGCCUUGACAAAGCCUUCUAGUCAAACGAAACUCGAUAUGAUCAUCAUGGCCAACCAGAAUUAAGCUCUUAUUUCUUUAUUAUCUGGUGUACUGACACUGUACCGUAACCCACUUACUUAAAUGCGAACACCUUUAUUUCUUACAACUAAAUCUUGAACUGUGCAUUUCUUUCUAAUUUAAUUUUGGUUUCUAGGCGGGAUUCUCAAGGAAAUAGCGCCAUUUCUUACGUUGUUCGAGCAACUUCACACCUACUCGACCCCAGGGCUCCAGAGUUCACGGCCUCCUUUGUUGGUAGACUGGUGACUACUUUAAUCAGUAAGGCAAGUGACAAAAUCCCUCGUACUUAAUGCGUUUGUGGAUACAUAUUAAGGAAAACCUGUAAAACAUUUUUAAAUGCUCUUGACUGUUGGUUGAUAAAUAUUCUACACUUUACUCACAUUACAACUUGGAAUUUUCUGUGGACGCACUUAAAUCCCUUUAAAUCACCAGACAUAAUUUUCCUCUUCUCAUUGUAGGUCGGAAGUAACCUCGGGGACAACCUUGAUUUGCUUUUAAGAGGAGUCCUUAGCAAACUUCAACAGGCAGAAACGUUAAGUAUAAUACAGGUGAGACACUUCAUAUGAAAUUAUUAUCAACCAACAAAGUUUUUCGUUUCUGAAGGUUAGAUUAUUUUGUGGGUUAUCUCAAUCUAUGAAGUUUCCCCUGUAGUGCGGAAGAAAGUUUCUUAGUAAACGUUGAAAUUUUUUGUCUCAGCCAACCGCCUCCACUUGUGAAUUACUUAUUUUCGAUGAAAUCUUCUGCGUUAGAGCUCUCUCCAAGUUUGCUUUGUCUAUCUUUUGGGAGUUCAGUCACGGUUCAAUGGUAAAUGAAUUAUCCUGAUAUAUAAAUACAUACAUAUGUAUACAUAUAUAUAUAAAAUUUUUUUUUUUUCUUUCAGUCACUGGUCCUUUCGUUUCUUCAUUUAAUGAACAGUCAGCUAGAAACGAUCCUCAAUUUUCUGAGUGGAGUCCCAGACCCAACUGGCAAGUCAGCGCUGGAGUAUGUGGUCAGGAUAUGGUGUGCAAGACAACCCGAGUUCUUUGGCGUAUAUGACAGUAAAGUGAGGUAACUCAGAGGCAGAGUAGAGCGAGUGUCGCAGUGAAAAGCCAAAGUUAACACAUUGUUCUAUUAGAAUUAAGGAAAGCAUGCUAAGGAAGCGCUGCGAAAGAAAGGAAAUGAGCCAACUGGCUAAAGCGCACGGAAAUGCGCGUGACCAAGUUGUUUAGUUUUUCAUCUAACUGGUUGAGAAAAUGGCGUGAGUUUUCUGACCAAUCACAGAGCUGGGGUCGUGAGCUUUGUUACCAUUUUCGCCUGGGUGCGCUCUUUGUGGUGUUAACUUUCUGUAUACCUUCUUAUUUUAUACGAAACGUAUAUAAUGCCCAGUUAUCAACUCCCUGUAAACACGCCGUUGAAAUCAAAACUUGUUUGGAAGAGGAGUUGGUGUGGUGAGGAGAAACGUUUCGUCUGAAGUAUUCAACUGUUUAUCGAUUCCUUUUUUUUUCUUUUUUUUUUUAGUACUAUGGCCCUUUGUAAUGUACUACAGUUCUUCGUGAACACUGGUGACAAAAGACUUUCAAGUAUAAUUGUGAAAGGCGAGAGGAUUUUUCAGCAAGAUGAAGGUACUGACUUGUGCUCUUACUCUAAUAAGCUGGUUACCCUGUGAGAGGCUCCUGCAGAGAGAGGGGAGUACUUUAAGAUCUAACUGCAGGGCAAAAAUUUUUGCCAAAUUUUAUUUCCAGUCUAAGCUCUUUUCUUACUUCAAUAUUAUGCCCAUUUUUUAUCGUUUGUGAUUCUUAGUUCCAGAGACCUAAAAAACCCAUAUUCCCCAUGAAUAAAAACAAGGAAUACAAAUCUCAGUUUUAAUUUCAAUCGUUCAGGUCCCCUCCUUAAACCCCUAAGACAUGAUUGACACUUCUCCCUUCCUGUGGCUAUACAUUUCAUUUUGAAUUAGUUAAGAGAAUUUUUUACUUUAAGCAAGAGAAAUUCUCUUACAUCAAGAUAACUCUCUCUCUGGGUUAAGUUUGCCCUUUUUUUUUCAUCACCUGUUUGACGAAUAAUUUAUUGAAAAUGUGACAAGAAGCCCCAUGUUGAUGACGUCUAGAGGCUGGGGAUUGCAUUGUAAAUAUGAGUUGCGAAUGCGGAUAAAUGUCAGUAUCUAAACAACUGCACACCUACCCUUCCCCUAACCCAACAACAGUCGACUGAUAACAAGUUGGGCUGGAGGAGGGGUAGGAGCGAAGUUGCUCAGAUACUGGAAUUGUGAGUACUAUGCCUAGAGCUUAUACCAAUGGUGUGUCAUAUUAAACUCUAGAGGUUUCCUUUCUGUCUUUGUGGUAGGCAUCCGAACAAGAUCAAGAGCUGCCAAAGGUAGGUCACUGAUAGCUUCACCCAGCUUUUUAUCUGGUUGUCAAUUAUACACAAUUUUGCAUCCUUUUCUCAGCGACUCCCAGAAAAUAUUUUUUUUAAAUGCCUUUAUUUUCUCGCCAAAAUUAAAUCGGUCGGCGCGUAUAACAUUUUUUCCCGCCUAAAUAUCAAGUUUUUUUGUGCAUUUUCCCGCCCAAAUAGUGCUAGUAGUUGUUUGGCGCAUCUUGGUGUCAACAUGAGUCUAUUGAGUACGCAGAACAGUUUCUUACCCUAAGUUCGUGGAACCUGGUUACUCUUUUAUUUGAUUUUUAAAAUUGCAUCUUGUUUCAGCUCCCGAGCAGUGGACAUUGAUCCCUGUUCCAGUCAAGCUCUUUAAAUUAAUCAUCAAUGAGCUGGGCACGUUACUGGAAAGUGCUACGGCGGGUGACGAGCAUGAGGACGGGGACUCGGACGACGUAAGCAUACGAGUUCCUUCCUUGAUAUAGAGCCUAGCUGCUUGCUCUAUGAGACUUUUCUUUUUUUUGCGCAGUCUUUGACUCACACUUACUAUUAACCACAUCAUAAUUUUCUAAGCGUGUAUUUCUUCUCAAUAUUUACGAAAUUAUGACAGAGCUGUUUAUUGAUCGGUAUUAAGCUGAUAGUCCUGUUAACUCACUGUGCUUCGUUUGUCUCAAGGGAGAGGAGGGUUGGGAGGACGUGAAUGAUGAAGAAGAAGGCAUCGAUGCUUCUGGAUCACCUUUUGCGCCUGCGUCGGAUUACUUAGGUACGAUCUUUUAUUCAGACCACAAGUAGCCCAAGUUCACACAAUGAGCCUCGGCAAACAUGGAAGUAUGAUCAUCUUGCACAAUGGGCGAAUAGUGUGCUUUAAUACAAGAAUGAACGGUUGCACUCUUUACCCAAAAAUCUGAAGUAGUUUUUCAUGAAGAGAAACUCCCUUCACUUCUUCGUUUGUUCCUUGGAAUAUGGAGAGUUUUAUAGGCUGGUUUAGGGCUCGUUUUAAACUGGCAACCUCUGUACACACCUUAGAAUAUAACACUCGUUCAUGAUUAUUCCAUGAUUUACCCCGCGCUUAGCGAAAACAAGCGUUCAUGAAAUUAUCACGAAUUUGUAAGUCGCCUGAAUUUUUGUAAGUCCUAAUAUCCACGCCAGAGCCCAGAAGUGGAAUCGAUGGUUUUAUUUCCGCGACGAUUAUUUUAGCCCCAUUUUCUCAUCACCUUCCAAACAUUUUUGACGCUUGAGAAACAAUAGCUUUUUAUGUCGCACUCUGCAAUUAAACUUCAACAAAGUCGGUAUAAUUGCCCUUACAGAUAUAACCCAAAGUGACGAGAUUCUGCCUUUUGACGACUACUUUUAACGUCAAUUCUACGCUCAUUGUUUACGUUAGUAAUCUUUGUGUCUAGUUAUACCAAGUGUUCACAUAAACUUCUUCCUGUUGUCUCCAAAAAUUCUGUUUCCUCGCACAAGACGCGUCACUUUUUCUCAUUUUAGCGCCUCCAAUGCAUUAAUUUUGUUUAUUCAAAUUGAAGCAAUUUCCUCCUCAGUUCGCGUUUAUCUGAAAGCCCUCGUUUGUCUGGUUGCUGCUGAGGAGGAGCAGAAUACUGUAAAUACGGACGGAAAAUUGUGAAUAGCCUGCGAAGAGGUCUUGAUUAUUAAUAGAGAGCUUAAGCACAAACGUUUUUGAGAGGCAGACGGAAGCCGGAGGUUAAAAUAUUCUCUUCAUAGUGCUCACCACACUUUUUUUGGGUCGGCACAGUUUGAUUUAAAAUGCUAAAGCGACCACCUUACAGUCGCUGCAUUGAUCUCAAAGUGCGCAAGAAUGAGUUUUAUUCAUCUUCCAGUAGCUGUCCAAGUCUCAAAAACGUCUCAUCUUAAGUUCUCUAUUAGCGUCGCAGAAUGCGCGUUUUACCGCACGGGAGAAGAUACGAGACGAGUCGGGAAGAGGUUUUCCCGGAUCUGGCACUAAUUUUUAGUAGUAGACCCCAUGUUCGCCAAGCUCAAAGCCUCAUUCUUUACUGCGGGCAAAGAAACGCCCGCAACGAGGGCCUGCUCGCUGGGUGAGAUCUGAGUUCGUCGAGCAUGACGUGUGGUGCACUUUACUGGUUUGUGUACAUAAGAACAGCUGUCCUUGAUUAUCUUAAGCUUCUUAUCGUCCAGGUUUUGAUCAAGAAGACUUUGAAGAUGAAGAUGAUGAUGACCCAGAGAUAAAGAGUGAUCCCAUUUAUACACUUGAUUUACAGGUAAACUACUGAUUAUUUUAUCCUUCUGUGAUUUAACCUCACGCUCUAAGAUAAAAGAUUAAAGAUGACAAGUGCGAAAAUUGACGCAAAGCGUCUUUACAAACAAACCCUUCACUUAUCAAAAUAUUUAUGCAACGGAUACUUUUUUUUCGUGCCCGAAAAGUGCCCUAUCAGUAAGAGCAAAAGGGGUAAGUUUCCGAGAAUCUGUGGUGCUGCGUCGGUGAGGUGUUUUUACAAGAUAAAUUCGUUGAGAAUGUAAAUUAACCACCGCGAAGAGUUGCUAAAGCUGACGUUUCGAGCGUCAGCCCUUCGUCAGAGCAAACAGGAGUUUGAGGCCGUAUCACCGUAUCAAUUUUUGGUCACUCUGCACUGAUUUCCUACAUUUGUGUUAAUUUCCAAGGGUCCAUCUCGGCUUGAUGCUCAGGAAAUGUUUCAUAACAACUCGCCAUUCGUAACCUUUGAUUCUUAAAAUGCGUCUUUUUAACAUGCCUGUUAAAUCAACAUUGGCAUACUCUUGAUAGCCUGCUCGUUAUUAGCACUGCCAGACGAGCGUUUCUCCGUCUCCGGGAAGAUUUGAGACGAGUUGGAGAGGGGUUUUCCAGGGAUCUGGCGCUAAAAAUUUUCAGUACUAGACCGCUGGCAGAUCUUUCGCCGAUUCGCGUUGCUCAAAGCCUUUAACAACUUUCCCUAGACGAAAAAACGUUCGUGCCGAUGCGCAAUAAUACCAGAUUUUCUGUUAUAUUCUUGUUGGUUUUUCAUUUUGAGUGAUUGGCCUCAUCUCAAUUUUCCUUUCACCCAGAGUCACUUGAUCAAGUUUCUACAGACGUUCGCUCAACAACAGUGUUAUCCGAGCUACUUACAAGCACUGAAUGCACAGGAGCGACACACCUUAUCCAAGAUCGGAAUUGCUUCGUAAAAAGCUGCAGGGGUUUCCUAUUAUAAAAUACCCUCAGUCACAAGACAAGACAAGCAAGGAGAAAAAUACUGCGUUGAAGCGUGACUUUCUACUGUUGUAUCUGAUAUGUGACUGCGAACUUGCACAAAGGCGGGAAACGCGGUCCCUUCGGAGCUCAGAGUGAAAACUAAAUGUGAACGGAUUUGCAAAUGAACUUCUAGGUAGCGGCUGAAAAUACAGUAAUAUAAGACAUGAAUAAUUUAUUUGAGAAAAAGAGUGCGGAAAGCCGGAUUCGCUGGAAGCAGCGAUAGAGGAAAUUAGUGGUUAACUGAGCUCAAGCUUGCGCACCAGGUAAUAUUUCUUUUGGCAGGUAGAAUUCUCGAGGCCGAUCUAAAUGUGUGAGAGGGAGUGUAGUUCGAUGUUAAUCUAGCAGAACGUCUGUGACAUUGAACUGUUCGUAAAAAAAUUCAAGUUUAUUCGCGAUUUUUAGAAAGUAUUUGUAGAAUGGAAACUUGAAAAUAUGAUGACAGAUAAUAUCAAAAUGAACGGAGCCUUUUGAGCCUAUGCUGGCGAGAGACUUUAAGAGGCUGGAGCUUUACACAUUUCCUUCCUUCCAUCUUACAGAGAAAUAUUUUUCCCCUUUUUUUUGUUUUUUGUUAAAGACUUAAAGCGGUGAUAUUGUGGAGCUCUAGUUGAUAUAUUAGCUAUAUCCUUGUUGCUUAAUCGGCGUAAAACUAUCCACUGGUGGAAAUGUUUGAAAAAUGAAGAAAAAAUGUUUUAAAGAUGCUGAAUAUUUACCAAAGGACUUUUACAGGGCAGAGAGGUUCUAGGAGAUUUUCAUGUGAACUGCUCUGUUUUGUUGCAAAAAUGAUCACCACCACCACGACUAGAAUCAAAAGGAUUAGAGACAAACGAUAAAUGAUACGUUAGCCCCCGACAAAUCAAAGUCCUGUGAAAAAUAGCUACCUGAACGUAUGCCCUUGGCAGUUGAAGAAAUUUUCAGAAUUUUCGAGCGAAACUUCGCGUUAUGUUUCCGGCCAAAUCGCUGGCUUAACUGCGCUAUUGCACAUUUGUGAUUCCCUGUUUGUAAAUGGUAUAGUGUAAUUAUAGGUAGGAAUUUGCAAAUAAAGAAGCUCG
Molecule: messenger RNA, 20889 nt
Organism: Pocillopora meandrina
Lineage: Eukaryota; Metazoa; Cnidaria; Anthozoa; Scleractinia; Pocilloporidae
Source: the annotation of a GenBank genome assembly